Messenger RNA from Physella acuta, 2829 nucleotides. RefSeq lists its product as uncharacterized. The record is from RefSeq and is a predicted model, not a curated record. Lineage: Eukaryota; Metazoa; Mollusca; Gastropoda; Physidae.
UUUUUUUCUCAUUUCAACAAUAUUUCUAUUCAUAAAUAAAUAAAAAUUCUCAACCAAAUUUAAUUUUGUUGCGCCCGUGGCCGUACUGUUUUUGCAAAAUGCUACUAGUCUAGUGGAGAUGGAUGAAAGACAUAUCCCAAUUUCUGAAGAUACAAUUCUGAUGGCCAAACUUGCCAGAAAAGAUCAAGGUGACCAUGAAACAGAAGUUAGUUUUAAUGGCGAGGCUGAUCUACAGUCUGCUUUUAUAAUGUGUGAAAAGAAUCCCAGUCACACCAACUAUAUGCCUGUGUUUGACAUGACGCUAGAAACCCUUCCAGAUGUUGUAAAGAAACAAAGCGUUGUAGACUUUCUCAUCUCCAAGUCAAUGGAAACAGUCAGAAUUGUAUGUAACAGGACCAGCGAAGCCAGGCCUGCUGGCUACACUUUUUAUAAUUACAGAGGAAAAAGAAUGUUUAGGUAUGGAAGUGGCAGAAUUUGGUCUGUUUAUGUAGAUAAGAUUAAGACUGACAUACCAUGUCCAUUUGAGGACUGUACAGUGAUAGAUGGGCCGCACUUUGUUCAUGGUUACCUUAGAGUGCACACAGCAAUGCAUGUUGUUUUUGAUGAUAUUGAAGCCCAGGCAACGACUAUCGAUUUCUUUUAUGAUAAACCUGAUGACAGGUCUACAGUAAUCACUGCGAGGGGCGUUAAAGUUGUUAAAAGUGACGUGGACGGAGAUUACUGUGUGAUGGAUUGUGUCACUCAUGAUGUUCAGUUAUGCCAGAAAUUAGACAGUAUAAGAAAAACCUGGGCCCAUCUGUGGCCAGAGGUGAAAGAUUUUUUGUAUGGGAAAGACAUCUCUUUUGUAGUUUCCCACCCCCAUGGGCGUGAAAAGCAAAUGAGCAUUGGAAAAUGUUGUGAAAGAAAUUGGGGAAAAGGGUCUGGUGAUCAGGGUUGGUAUAAAUAUGCCUUCACUGCUGCCACAUGCCCAGGUAGUUCAGGGGCACCGGUGUGGGUACCUGGCAGAGAUGGUCUGUUCUCUGGUUAUGCUCCACAUAGUGGAUACGAUAAAAAAACUGGACUCAACAUCAGCUGUGUUUGGUACUUCUGGAAAGAAAAUUCAUCAUCUGAAGAUAUUAUAUCUGAUGAAAAAAAAUAAUAAUGACUAGUUUACAGUAUGCAAAAUCAUUUAAAUUGAUGAAUCACAUUAACACAUUUUUUUUUUACAUUUUUGUACAUUCCCUUCCCCCUGUUCAAUAUAAAAUUAUUUAUUUCCUGAGACCACCAAUCCACAUAACGGUUAGGUACUAUAAAAACUUUUUUUAUUAACAAACAUUAUAGAAACCAUUUUAUAAAGAAAUACUUGUUACCUCAAAAGGAAUAAAGCUAGCGGUGUGAACCUUUCCAUCCAACCAUUCCAUAAAUAAGGCAACACUUGUUAAUAAAAAAAAGAAUUAAGAAAACAAAGGCAGUGUUCUAUUUAUAAUAUACAGCACAAAAGCAGUGUGUAAUAAUAUGACAAAAUUAUAAACCACACCCUAAAAUAUUUGCAUAAUCUCAAGCAAGUGGCUUAAAAUGAAAGAUUCAUUUUGUUAUAAGUUUAAAUACAAAUUUAAACCCUUUCAUGCUCAUAUUGUAAAAAUCAUAAAAACAUUUUCUAUUUUGUUUUUAAUUUAUAUCUGACAGUUAAUACAAUGUUUAAAAUUUUAAGCCAUUUAAAAAUAUGUUUUUGCCACAUUUAUGUUACUGAGAACUAAAACUGAUUUGACCAAAGUUUAAAAUUUUAAACAAUUUUAAAUAGACUUUUCCCAUUAUUAUGUUAUUGAGAAAAAAAAACUGAUGAUUUACUGGGGGUGUAAGUAUUAUUUAAAUUAUAUGGAGAACACAAACAUUCUGUAUAUUGUUAUCCAUUAUAACUAUUCAGCUGCUACAUGUAAAGCUUGGAUAGAGUGCAGUAACAAUAAGCUAUUCUUAUGAUUUUCUUCUUAUGGUCAAAAACAAUCAACCAGUCUGAUAUUCAAUGGUUUUAAAUGCAAUAUUUUUGAAGAUAAUAAUUCUAGCCUAUACAAAAAAAAGGAAGCUUGAUUGCAAAAUGUUUAUUUCAAUAAGUUUAAUAGCUUAAACUACAUCUAAACUUUCUGAACUAAUAUUCUGGGUUUGUGGAUUUUAAAAAUAAAUAUUUUGUCAGGCAGUUUUAUUUACAAUUUUCUAAACCCUAUUGAUUUUUUGAUUAUUCUGUAAAUAUAUUGUUUGUUUUUUUUAAAUUUAAAUCCGAAUUCUUUUUUUAUAUAUGUAUAUAUAUUUACCUACCAUACUGUUAUUAAUUAUUUUUUAGGUAUAUGUUAUACUGGUGCAAAUAUUUUCUGUCUCCACACUUAUAUCUGUAAAAAUUAAUUAUCUUUUAGUGGUAGUUGUUAAAAUUCUUGCUCCAUAAAUUUGCAACAUUAUAUUAAAGGUUUUAAAAGAUAUUAAUUGUAAAUAUAUUUUUUUGUACUCUACACAUAAGAUUUGUUUAAAGUUAAAUCAAAAGAAAUUUUUAUUGUACAUUAAAAUAAAGGUUUUUGUUUCUGAAUCAGUUUUUCAUAAAUAUUAUUAUAUUUUACAACAAAAUAAUGACAAGUAUUUGGGAGUUUCAGCUUUUAUUAUUAUUGGCAAAUUAACUUAUAUAUCAUGGAUUUGUCAUUUUCUAAACAAUUUUGAUUUUAUUUAGGAAUUUUAUAAUGUUGUUACUUUGAGUAUAAAUUUAAAUUGUUUCUCUAUAAAUCAAAGUCCAUAAAUAAUAAACCUUCCUCCACACUAAUUGCCUUGUCAUUUUUUAUUAUUCUUUUGUUAAAAAAUGUAGGCACAUUU